UUUGCCAGUGAUUGCCUUAUUUGCUGUGGAUUAUAUAUUCUAUUUUUUAUUUUUUUGUUUAUUCACAAACAUUUGUGAAAACUAACUAUCUUUGUGCUUUUCAUGCUUCACAGUAUAAGAGCAGGCCACGCGGACACAAAACUUAGCCAUGAUUCCUUACAGAACUACCUUGUGCAACUUUUUGCUUAAGUUUUAACAAAAAUGCUCCUCACAAUGUGGCAGCAAUUUUGCAGUUGAACAAAGACUUUAAAGGAUUGUUUACACCAUUCCAUCUGCUUUGGGCCCAAUUAAUCUGUAUUUACACUAAAACAAACACACAAUCUACCAGAGAAAUUAUUAACUAUUUCAUACAACUCAUUUAACAACAGAAUCCUGAUCUAUCCCUUUAAGAGCUGACUCUAGCACUGAAAUGGGGGGGAGGAGGACAGAAGGCAGAGAGGGUAGGUUGGGGGAGGUUUGUGUGCCUUUGUCUAUUCCUUGCCGCCCAGCGGUAAAAUGCAAUGACCGCCCCUGUUCACUUGACCUGUCAAAUUCACUGUGGGCUCGGAUACAAAUGCCGUCCAGUACGCAUGCGCCGUGCGCAGUAUUCCGCGCCUUCUGCAGGAGCGGUAUGAGCUCCAGGGCUCGGUGAUCUUCCUCCUGGCACAGCAUCACGUUUGCUCAGUCCCGAGCCCAGCUGCCACAGUCGCGGUGCUUCCCCAGAGAGACCAGGCUUCGCAUGGCUAGAUGUCUGCCGAUCCCAUUGCUCCUCUCCCUCGCUGCCUUUGUGGUUGUUUUUCGACAGAAAACUCUCCUUUCCGAGUAGCUGGACUCCCAAGAGCUUGACCAGAAGACCACACUUUGCAUUGUGACGUUUCACCGCCACAAUGCUGGGGUUGCAGGGAAAUUCUUCAACGCCCAAAGUGUAUCGCUGCAUGGCAUGUUCAGACACCUUCAAUGGAUUAGCCUCCCUACUGGUACAUCAGGCUACUCAUGCGACUACCGAGCCCAAGAGCUCUACCCCCCCUCCAGCACGGCCUAACAACAGUCUGGUGGAAAGCCAGGUUACGAAUGAUGUCCCAGCUACAGAAAAGCCUGCUUCAUUGGCUCAGCUGCCUGACAGCCCUGCAAAUUCUUUCUACAUUUGUGAUUGUGGGGACGAAUUUCUAGACUUCCAUCUCAUGCUGGAGCAUAAACGGUCACAUGUCCGUCAGCGACAGCAGCCUGUGGAGGAUAAUGUUUCUCUGCCUGGUGGAACAGAGAAUAAUCAUGUCUUUUCAGCCCAACAGACAUCAUUCGCCUCCGUUCUAGAGGCAGGUUUAGACCUCAGCUCCCCCUCCACCUCCAAGUCCUCAGGCUCUGAGGUACCCACAUCAAAUGCACUUUCAAGAGAUGUGGCCUUGGAAGACAGCGUUGCCAUGGUAACCCCUCCUCAUGGCCAGCACACACCCCCUCAAGAUGUCAGUGUGAAACCAAUUGAGGGCAUGUCUACCACAGGAGAGCCUUUGCCAGAGAGCACAGAAGACAUGGAUUUGGAGGAGAACACCAAUUCUGUCUCGCUCUCUGAUCAGCUGGAAAAUGUGCAAAAAAACAACAUCCUCAUGAAGCUGCUGGCUUCUGCGUAUCAGAACCGCUUGCCGUCUUCCGAUUCUGAGAAUGAAAGCAAACACAACGUCAUCCCAAAGCAAGAAGACAUUCCUAUCGAUAUAAGCCCAGAAGCUAAAGCCGAACCGUCUCAGAACAACGAUCUCUCCAUUGUCCAGAUGAGGCGACUGCUUGUUAAGCCUGGAAUAAAGACAAAGGCCCCACCCAUCAGCAAGGUUCUGGCUGCAAGUAGGAAGAGAGUCGUCUCUCUUACUAAGACUAUGUCUCCUGUUGUGGUUCUGGAGACCCGCCAAAAGCUCAUGGAUCCAACUUUAAAAGGGCUUUAUGGAAGAUAUCAAUGCGGCCGCUGUCGUAAGGUCUUUCCAAACUUGGACAGAUUGACAGAGCAUCAUUUUUUGCACAAAAAAGAAAGGAUUAAAUGUUGCCGCCGUUGCAAACAGCUCAUUAUUGGACGGCUGCCGUUUUCUGACAAUCACGUCUGCAUUCAGAUGAGAAACAACUGGCCAGCAAAGAAUCUUCAAAACAAAUCGCCCUUUGGCUCCAAAAUUGUGCCGUUUCAUAGUCUGAGCAAUGCCAAAAAGGUUUACUUCUGUCCAUUGUGCAAAAACAGCUAUGCUCGAAGGUGGAACCUUAAAACACACAGGUGUCACGGUGCUGGGUCGGGCUUCCAGGGUGAGGUGAAUACUUCAUUUAAGAGAAUGUCGACGCUGAGAUCAAAACUUGGUGCCCAGACGGCAAGAGUCGAGGAUGCAAAUGAAGGAUUUAAGACAGCCUCUGUGGGAACUGACACUGGUGCUCACAUCAAAGUUGAGGGGACUUCUCAAGAUUCAGAGCUGUCUGCAAUUUCACAGUUGGCUUGGAUGCCUCCUGCAAAAACUUUCACCCCAUUUUCCUUAAAAGCCUCCAUGAUCGAUUCACUUCAGGACCCUUCACUGGCUUCCCUCGAGGAAGAAGAUGAAAACUGGAAAAUGGCGGAGAAUAACGGGGAAAACGGCAAUGAGGGGCAGUGGACAAUCCCCUUAGACGAUGAGAUUCAGGUAUUCAGUUCCACCAACAAACUUGGCAACGACAGACACCUGACUCAGUCUGGAUCUGUCGAACACACAGAGAUACCUCCUCAUGCGCUGCCCUACUUUGUCAGAGAAGGAGUAAGGCGUUACCCUUGUAGCAGGUGUCACAAAACCUACAGUAAAGCGUCGACUUUGAGACGCCACCUGCUACUGUGUGGAGUCAGGCCACCUGGGUUUGGGACUGUAGCUCAGAGUCAGCCUCACCGUGCCACACCUCUAAACACCACUAACAUGAAACCGAUGUUUUCCUGCUUUGUCUGUGGGAGGGCCUUCAACCGCAAAGACAACAUGAUGACCCAUAGGAAGAGAUGUCAGCUGAAGCGAACAAUGUCUGGUCUAGACGGAGGGACCAUGGUGCAGGGCUUGCAAGGCGACACGCCAGCUGAUGGUCAGAUAGAGGAGGAGAACAGUGCCGGAAACUGGGGCAUCAUGUCUCUGCCAUCUGUGCUCCCAAGAAGGGUGACGUGCGAGUGUGGGGUGGGAUUUACAUCCCCGAGGCUUCUCCUGGAGCAUCUACAGAAGCACGCACAAGAGUCUUACACAUGCCCAACCUGCGGAGAGACUGUUAAUUCCUGGGCUGACUAUGAAGUUCACCUGCAAAUCCACAUGCAUCCUCAGCACAAGCUGGCAAAGGGACACCGAUCACAGCCUCUUUUACUGAGACUGCAGCAGCCACAGGCCACCCAGUCAGUUCUUCCACCACCACAGAAACCGCCACGCUCAGAGCCAUCCCAACACCUACACCUGCUCUCCGUGAAAAAGGGGCAGCGGAUUGUGUGCACCCGGUGCGGGAAUAGUUUUGCCACCCGCUGUUCCCUUCGUAGGCACAUAUCCUGGAAUCGCUGCAAAGGCAUGCGGGCUGUGAACCCCCCGACAAAUCCACCCAAAACCUUCCACUGUUCUCACUGCAACUCUGACUUCCCCAACAGCAUCAGCCUCGUGUUCCACCAGAGGAACGGAGCAUGCAAACCUGCCAUCAAGCCCGUCCGCUGCCCUGUUUGUCUUCGCUGGUUCGGCACUAUGGACAGUCUGCAGAAACACCUGGUCACUCACAAGCAGUCCGACUCGUUCCGCUGCGACGUGUGUCAGGGAACGUACCGGAGCCUCAAGUCGCUCAAGAAUCACCGCAGAAGGAUUCAUCGCAUUCUAAUCGGACACCCAAAGUCAACAACGGUAGAUGCGCUGACUGCCAAAUGCCAUCUGGAUUUAACUGACUGAAGGUCUCUCAUGAAAAUUGUAUGUAUAAAACCAGAGUCCAUUUUUAUUAUUUUUUAUUCCUUUCAUAAUUUCAGAUAAUUUUCACUUUGCAGAGCCUAAGGGACUGGGGGGCAAAUUCAUAAGCUGUUUUAGAAAAACUUUAGAAGUUUUUUUAGCGUGCCGCUGCUUAUAAAUUAGCUUUGUCACAGUGUACAUUUUAGGUUUGAAUUUAAUCCCUGCCAUUCAUUAGCCUUUUGAGUCUGUAAAUUAUUCCAUAACUACUUAAUAAUCAAAAUUCGUUUACAUGUUUGGUGAUGUAGCUUCUUGUUCUUGAUGUUAGUAAACAUACAAGGGUGUGCAACGUCUUGAGUCUAUUUUGUUUUAGUUCUGAUACAUUGAUUUAAGGUAAAAAAAAAAAAAAAAAAGUUUAUCAAAUUUUUUUUUGAUAUUUCUAAAAUGUAAGUUAAAUCCAUAAAAUUUGACAUGACUUAAUAUGUACUUCUUGGCACACUACAGCAAUUAAUAGAAUCUUCACACUUAAACUCAGUAUAACCCACGUAGGGUAACGGGUCUUAAGUGUAAAUUUGCAUUUCAAGUCAUGUAUUUUGAUUUUGAUUUUUUUUUUUUUUUUUUUUUUCCCCUCAAGGUUUGUAUCCUUGAACUGUGUGGAGCGGUAAUAAAGAUACAUCAGAAAAGA
Molecule: messenger RNA, 4548 nt
Organism: Poecilia latipinna (sailfin molly)
Lineage: Eukaryota; Metazoa; Chordata; Actinopteri; Cyprinodontiformes; Poeciliidae
Product: zinc finger protein 425
Exons: 2
Coding region: 867-3872 (1001 amino acids)
Molecular function (GO): DNA-binding transcription factor activity, RNA polymerase II-specific; RNA polymerase II cis-regulatory region sequence-specific DNA binding
Source: RefSeq, a predicted model, not a curated record